Messenger RNA from Octopus sinensis (East Asian common octopus), 1856 nucleotides. Its product is annotated as NADH-cytochrome b5 reductase-like. The record is from RefSeq and is a predicted model, not a curated record. Gene Ontology annotation, molecular function: oxidoreductase activity. Bases 305 to 1234 code for a protein of 309 amino acids. The transcript has 7 exons. Lineage: Eukaryota; Metazoa; Mollusca; Cephalopoda; Octopoda; Octopodidae.
CGUGUCACUUUCGUCGCACCUGUCCGGACGAAGUCACAACUUUUACGUAUGUAUCUGGAAAAGCACUCUUCACUUGGAAUUAUUAUUUAUUGAUAUUUAGAUUUCAACAGCAGGAUGAAGACCUUGGAGGAGUUUUACAUAUGAGGAAGCAACCGUAAUACUAUUGUUUACAAUGUUUAGAACCAAGGUACACGGAAGUAUAUAACUUGUAGCACUUAGUUGACCAAUGCAAAUUGUGGGAAAAAAACGGACUUAAAACUUAUGAUGUUCAUCCUCUCAUUAUGAGCAGAGACUGUACAAUUCAAUGUCUUCUGGUGCUGAAAAUUUGCAAUCUGCUCCUGCAACAGCAGAAUCAAAGCCUCAGAAACCAUCUGAAAGUGAGUGUUGUGGAAGUGGAUGCAAACCAUGUGUUUUCGAUAUCUAUGAACAAAGGUUAAAAGCUUGGGAAAAAGAACAGCAACGCUAUAGACUGUCUUCAGAGAUCCACAAUGUAGAAACUUUGCUUUCUCCAGUUGCAUAUAAACCAUUUGUGCUUAGGAACAUUCAGCAGGUGACAAAAGACAGCUUUUGCUACCGCUUCUGUGCACCCACUGAGCAUCCUCUUAAUAUUAAUCUGGGGCAGCAUGUUAUUCUCAGGGCCACUCUGCAAGGGGAAGAGAUAUUUCGUCAAUAUACACCAAUCAGUGAUAUGGAAGCACCUGGUUAUUUUGAUCUUCUUAUCAAGCUCUAUCCAACUGGCUUAAUGUCACAACAUAUAAAAGAAUGGCAACUUGGAACUGUAGCUGAAUUCAAAGGACCAUUUGGAAGUUUCUCAGAAAAUCUCUUAAAAAAGUGGCCAAGACUAUGUCUGCUUGCUUCUGGGACUGGUAUAGCUCCAAUGUCAGCAAUUGUAAAAUCUAUUCUAAAUGAUGAAGAUAAUGAAACAGUGAUACAACUAUUGUUUGCGUCUCGGUUUUAUGAAGAUAUUUUAUUAAAAGAAGACAUAGAAAGCUGGGCAGACUAUUGGAAUUUCAGAGUUCUCUACUGCCUCAGUCAGGAACAAGAAUCAAGCAACCUGGAUCCUUAUGAAGAACGGCUACAUUUUGGCAGAAUAACAAAGACUCUUAUAGAGUCCAAAGUCGAAGACGUUGCUAACAAUUUCUUUCUGAUCUGUGGCAGCAGGGUUUUUAACAAAGACAUGGCUAACUUUCUCACUGAACUAGGACUGUCUGAAGAACAGUAUUUUAUAUUUUGAUGAUGGCUAUUGAUAUAAUAAUGAUUAUGGAGGAAAAAUUUUAUCUGUGAUUCUAUUGUAAUGUUCUGUUAUGGAACUCAUCUGAAGUAUCAGUGUACUGCUAAGCAACACGUUUCAAACAAAAUUAUUUUUUUAAAUAUAUAUUUCAAAUGUCAAAAGUUAUUUUCUAUAAUGUCUGUAAUUUUCAUUGCCACAGACGUGAGAUAGUGAGAAGUGUGAUAACUAAAUGGUGAGGAUGCUAAUCACAACCUAUAAUUAAUAAAAAUGAAAGACAUGAGUUGGACGAGUCGCGAGAUAUUUUGGAAACUGGAAACCUGGCAACUUCAGGAAUUAUAGUGUAUUUGGUUGUUCCUCCUGUUAUUGAGUUGUCAACAUAGGCUCAGAAAUGGCUGUGUGGGUAAAAGAUUUCCCUCACAGACUCACAAUUAUGGAAUUCUGGGUCUGAUCCUGCUCUGCAGGAAUUUGUGAUAGAGUGUCUUGUCAUAAUCCAAGCUUCGUGAAGGAAAGUAAUCAUCAUCGUUAUUUAACGUCCAUUUUCCAUGCUGGCAUGGGUUAGAUAAUUUGAUAGGAACUGGCAAGGCCAAGGCCAGGUUCCAUAGUCUGUUUUGGCUUGGUUUUUACA